GGUGGAGACUGAGAGCUCGUUGACGUCAGCAAACUUAUCCAGCAGCUGUAGAGGCGAGCGGAGGAGGAGAGGGAAUGAGACUGCUGGAUGUGGAGCUCGGACUGUGGAGCUCUGAGGACCGUGGGCUUUUUUUUCUUCUACGGGACUGUUAGGACUUCUUCUUCUUCCUUCAGAAAGAUGCAGCACUAAUGAGCCUUUAGAUGAGUGAGGCCCGACAAAGAAACCUGAACAUCAAGAGCCCACAGUAACAGUGGAAUAUUGGCAGUAACUCAGGAGGGACCUCAGAGACACACAUUUUCCACUAUGAACCGCGCCUUCAACAGGAAAAAAGAUAAAUCAUGGAUGCACACCCCGGAUGCACUGGCCAAGCAUUACAUAGCCUACAAUGCCAAGUUCCUUGGAAACACAGAGGUUGAAGCUCCAAAAGGCACAGAAGUUGUAAAGGAUGCAGUCAGAAAGCUAAAGUUUCAGAGGCAUAUCAAGAAGUCAGAGGGACAGAAGAUUCCCAAAGUGGAAUUACAGAUCUCCAUUUAUGGUGUGAAAAUACUAGAUCCCAAGACAAAAGAUGUGCAGCAUAACUGUCAGUUACACAGGAUAUCCUUCUGUGCAGAUGACAAGACUGAUAAAAGGAUAUUUACUUUUAUCUGCAAAGACUCAGAGUCUAACAAGCAUCUCUGCUAUGUGUUUGACAGUGAGAAGUGUGCAGAAGAGAUAACUCUAACCAUUGGUCAGGCCUUUGACUUGGCCUACAAGAAGUUCCUUGAGUCUGGAGGCAAAGACGUGGAAACCAGGAAACAGAUUGGAAGCCUUCAGAAAAGAAUUCAGGAACUGGAAACAGAAAACUCCGAGCUUAAGAAACAGCUUCAGGAUCUUGAAGAACAGCUGAUGAUAGCUCAUGUGCCACCACCGCUGCACAUAAGCGCAGCUAAUGAAGCUUACAUGCUGCAGAGGCCCUCCUCUCUCUUCUGGUGUCACAGCAUCAAGUCGCUGUCCUGUCUGGAAAUCUCCUCUGUCACACUCACUCCUAUGAGCUCGCCAGAGUCCAACUUGUCCGCGGGGCUACUAACUCCUCCGCCUGCCAAACCUGCUCUCCUUCCUCCUAAGCCUUCUGAGGGAUGCAGCAUCCCACGGCCUCGCGCAGGCAGUAUCUCCAUGAAACCGCAGUCCACAGACAUUUUCGACAUGGUUCCCUUCUCCCCUGUGACACCGCUGGUGCCCACACCGGCCAGUAACGGCUGCCCACCACCACCGCCAACCACAUUGCCACCUGAUAUAAGGAAAGAUUUAUUUGGUGCUGAGCCAUUUGAUCCGUUCACCUGCGGGGCAGCUGACUUCCCUCCAGAUAUUCAGUCAAAGCUGGAUGAGAUGCAGGAGGGGUUCAAAAUGGGACUAACCUUAGAGGGCACCGUCUUCUCUCUGGACCCGCUAGACAGCCGCUGCUGAUGUCAAGAAGAUGCUCCUUGUCGCAUACUUUUAUCUUGUUUGUAUGAAGAAGUGCCAAAACCCACUCCACAGCUGAGUCGAGAUGUCACAGUUUUCAUCUUGAGGUUUAUAUGCAUUUGCAUUUAGAUUGGUUUUUCGAUAUUUCAAGGUAAACUGAGAUCCAUUAUAGAAAAGAACUAUUUUUGUAAAAAAAAAAGAGAAAAAAAAUGAGAGGAGUAGGUUUGAGAACCUUUGCUUGCACAGGCGAUGAGAGAUGUAAAUAGCGGAGUAAUAGCUGAAUGGUACACUCUGUGGCAGACUUUUCAUAUGAGACAGUUUGUGUGUACGCGCCAUUUGAAUUCUGUAUUGUUGACACAUUCCUGUUUGUACGCCAAACACAAGCUGGCACGAGAAAAUGAAUGGAACCACAAACUUUCAGCUUGGCCAUAACAUCACAUGCUGCACAUACUGUAGCUUAUUUUACUCGACAUGAAGUCACACAUUAUGUAGUUAAUUAAUCCAGUUGGAUAUAUGUAUUACGUACUGACAUUUCUACCUUUUCUUUUUGACAUUGAGGGUUUUUAUUCUUCUUCUUGUUCUGUUUAUUUGUUUUUAUUUUCUGCAUUUCACAAGUUGGAGUCAGCAUUUCAGUAUUUACGUCUCAUAUUAUUACUUUGUCAUCAUUUUGCUCACCUCUUUUCUUUCACCAGAAGGCACUUUUUUGGACAGACUGUCCAUACAUGCAGUACUAUUCCCAUUAUUUUACUUUUGGUUGCAUUGACUUUGCUGUUACAGUUAUUAAAGAAAAUCUUACCAAAAAAGAAAAUCUACACAAUAGUUUUUGUGUUUGAAUUUGAGAACGACAAUUGGCUGUCUCUAGCAGCGUGGUUUAAGGGAUGGCAGUGUUGUUUGCUAUGUCCAGACUAAAAUGUCUUAAAAACUAUGGGAUGGAUUGCCAUAGAAUUUAAUACAGAUCAAAACCUCAGUACGGGGUAAACAAGGAAAUAUUACCUUAAACAUCAGCAUGUCAGCAUUGUUAUUGUGAGCUUGUUAGCAUGCUUACAUUAGCAUUUAGUUGAAAGCACCACGGUGUCUAAGUACAGCACAGAGCUGACAGCAUGGCUGGAGAUUCUUAGUCUUGUUUUAGUGUUUUCUUCAGUUUCAGUAACACUUCACUCUGCCAUUGUCCUACUUUCUCAUUCUGUGGUCUGGCUUCACAUUUUCCUAAAUUCAUCCCAGAUUUCCUGUUUUUGCCCCAAGAUUUCACACCCUCUUGAGGCUGAAAUGAUUCUAUUAUGGUGCAAAGUUUUUGAAAGCACUAAAUGAACUCUCCUCAAACAAGAACAGGCAGAGAGAAAUAUUUUCAAUAUUUAUUUUCAAAUGAUGAAAUGCAUCUGCUUCCAGUGUGGAAAGCUCCCUCCUCCUCCUCCUCCUCCUCCAUCUCCUCUCUGCCUCUGGGGUGUGAGCAGGCAGCCAAGCCUCGCAAAGUUUUACAAAUCUAUAAUAAAUAUGCUCAAAUAUGAACCAAGUGAUCACAAUGGAAUUGCUUGAAGGCACAUUCAUAAAAAUUUAAAACAAACAGUUUACAUUAGAAACAACUGGAACUAUGUCAAGUACAUUUGUUUUUAAGCUACAAAAAUAUGUCAGAAAAUGAGUCUGUGUGCAAAAUAACAAACUUAAAGGACCUAACUAUACCUGAAUUAAUAUGACAGGAGCUUAGGGGGAUUAACAAGCAUUUUGUUUAAUUUGUUGCAUAGCAAGAAAUACAAAGCAAACAGGCACUCACAGCCACCUUAUUCUAUAAAACUGAUUAUAAAAAAAAAGAAAAAAAAAAAGAAGAAGAUUUCAAGAGCAUAUAAGUCCAGGAUACUGCAAAGGGGGAACUGACAUGCAUAAAAAUAGAAUAUUCUGUGCUACCGUUUACUGUACCGUAUGAAAGUCGAGGGACAGAAAAACGUUACAAAUCACCACACACCACUCACACAACACCUCAUUCAUCUCUCCAUCGUUGACAGAAAGAUCUUUAUUGGCAUCCCCAAACCCUGCCCUGUACCGCAUAGCUGGGAGACGUGCACAAAGAUCACACUACUUACAAAACAGCACCUGUGAAAAAAAGAUUUACAUGUAGUGUCAUCGUUUUCUCAGUUUCGGUGACGAGGUAGCUAACACUGAGGAAUCGACAGUCUUAAUGUGUCUUUAAUGUUCUACGUGAUCAGGUACAGAGUUUAGAAUAACUGGAUACAGACAUUGGUUCAUCAAAACUGUCUUGAGAAAAUACCUGAACUGUAUUUGUUUCCUCAAUAGCACCACAAUGUUGUUUUAUAUUCAGACAUAUAAAAU
This is a messenger RNA of Toxotes jaculatrix (banded archerfish), 3762 nucleotides long. It is a transcript of the gene gulp1a, whose product is annotated as GULP PTB domain containing engulfment adaptor 1a. The record is from RefSeq and is a predicted model, not a curated record. The transcript has 13 exons. Bases 304 to 1443 code for a protein of 379 amino acids. Lineage: Eukaryota; Metazoa; Chordata; Actinopteri; Toxotidae.